GAUACUACACCCGAUGAACUGCUGUCUGCUGUUAUGACAGCUGUCCUUCAAGAUGUCAAUCUUCGUCCUGAGGUCCUGGGAGACAUCUGUGUGGGAAACGUGCUGCAGCCUGGAGCUGGCGCUUUGAUUGCAAGAGUUGCACAGUUUCUAAGUGGUAUUCCAGAGACGGUGCCAUGCUCGAGCGUGAACCGGCAGUGUUCCUCUGGGCUACAGGCCAUUAUCAAUAUAGCAGGUGGCAUCCGAAAUGGCUCGUAUGACAUUGGCUUGGCCUGUGGCGUGGAAACGAUGUCCCUCAGAGAUGCAAGUAACCCGGGUGACAUCGGUUCCAGCAUGAUGGAGAACAGCAAGGCUCGAGAUUGCCUUAUUCCUAUGGGAAUAACCUCAGAAAAUGUGGCAGAGAAGUUUGGAGUUUCCCGAAAGAAGCAAGAUGCCUUCGCCUUGGUUUCCCAACAAAAAGCAGCAAAAGCUCAGCAGACGGGACUGUUUAAAGCGGAGAUUGUUCCAGUGAAGACCACUGUUCUAGACAAUCAGGGCAACAAAAAAACAAUCACCGUGCACCAAGACGAAGGGAUUAGGGCCUCCACGACCCUGGAAGGCUUGGCAAAGCUGAAACCUGCCUUCAAAGAGGGUGGCAGCACUACAGCAGGUAAUGCCAGCCAGGUCAGCGACGGAGCAGCUGCUGUUCUCCUGGCAAAACGCUCAAAAGCAGCACAACUGGGACUCCCCAUCCUGGGGGUGCUCCGGUCCUUCGCUGUGGUUGGGGUCCCACCCGAUGUCAUGGGCAUAGGGCCAGCCUACGCGAUCCCUGCAGCUGUGGAGAACGCAGGUCUGACUCUGGAUGACAUCGAUGUAUUUGAAAUUAAUGAAGCCUUUGCAAGCCAGGCUCUGUACUGUGUGGAAAAGCUGGGCAUUCCCAUGGAGAAGGUCAACCCCCUGGGAGGAGCAAUAGCACUGGGGCACCCCCUGGGCUGUACUGGUGCUCGUCAAGUUGUCACUUUGCUUAAUGAAUUGAAGCGCAGAGGGAAGAGAGCAUACGGUGUGGUAUCGAUGUGCAUUGGAACCGGCAUGGGCGCUGCAGCUGUAUUCAAGUAUCCAGGGAACUGAACUCCAGUGUACUGACAAAACAACACAACAGCUAACCCUCUGCCUUCUCUAGUAGUAGAAAGUGAUUUCCACUGUGAAAUCAAGUGGAUUCAGGGGUUUGUUACUAGAUCUACAAACUUCAGGCACAAAUUGCGAAGCAGAAUAAAUCAUACAGAUCUACUAAGCAGCUGGGAAAAUGCAAAACUGGCAUUUGCUUCAGAGUUAAAAAACAUCCUGAUAUAAGA
Molecule: messenger RNA, 1328 nt
Organism: Pterocles gutturalis (yellow-throated sandgrouse)
Lineage: Eukaryota; Metazoa; Chordata; Aves; Pterocliformes; Pteroclidae
Gene: ACAA1
Product: acetyl-CoA acyltransferase 1
Exons: 11
Biological process (GO): phenylacetate catabolic process; fatty acid beta-oxidation
Cellular component (GO): peroxisome
Molecular function (GO): acetyl-CoA C-acyltransferase activity
Source: RefSeq, a predicted model, not a curated record